Trichophyton verrucosum HKI 0517 is the source of this 4452-nucleotide messenger RNA. RefSeq lists its product as uncharacterized. Gene Ontology annotation, cellular component: membrane. The record is from RefSeq and is a predicted model, not a curated record. The transcript is spliced from 10 exons. Bases 1 to 4452 code for a protein of 1483 amino acids. Gene Ontology annotation, molecular function: ATP binding; ABC-type transporter activity; ATP hydrolysis activity. Gene Ontology annotation, biological process: transmembrane transport. NCBI's taxonomy places the organism in Eukaryota, Fungi, Ascomycota, Eurotiomycetes, Onygenales, Arthrodermataceae.
AUGUCGCCGAACAUCGAUCCCGUCGGUGUGGGCAUCGGAAUUGCUGCAGCAGUACUGAUACUUCUAGCUACUUUGCCAGCGUUCAACAGCAUCGUCCAGAAGCUGUGCCAUGGAUCAUACACGAGCCUGGAGUCACUGCCGGAAGACCAGGAUGGAGAAGCCACGGAAGAAUCGAUAUCAUCCUACUCGACUACUAUCCAGAUGGCCGUUAUCUACACGGCGUCUCUGGUCGGCUUAGUCGCGUCGACAGUUAAAGCUAUCAUGUCAACGACACAGGGCUCAAUCCGCUAUAGCGAAGUUGAGAGCUGGUUUCAAUUUGGAACCUUUGUAUUGCUUCUACCACAUGUGAUGGCACUUUCCUUCAAGCAGGAAUACGCGAGCCAGUUUCGAAUAGCUAGCUAUGCAUCUCUUGCUUCAGUGGUUCAAUUCAUCAUGUCAGGUUUCCUAGAUGUACGGCUUCUGACACCGGCUCAUUAUGACAACCUGACCAGCUUCCAAGUGGCCAUUUGGAUCAUUCCGUUGGUGGCCACUGCUUGUCUGCUCUUUGCCUGUCUCUGUCUGCCGAGGCGCCCGGAUGUGUUUAUCAAAGACCAGGUGGUUGAUCGCCAAUACACCGUGUCUGCACUCUCACGGUUCACCUUUGCCUGGCCGGGCCAUCUGGUAAAGUACAUCAUUAAGAACCCCAGCAUCGACGUCCAUGAACUGCCUCGGAUGGACCACUAUACACGUUCGGAGAACCUGUUGACCAAAUUUUCGGAACGUUCUCCGGCUCAGGCACUCUGGCGGCAGAUCUUUGGCUUGCACUAUAUCACCUUCGCCAAACACUGGAUUCUGACGGCCACUGAGGCACUACUUGACUUUGUGCCAAAAGUUUCCAUGUACUUCAUUCUCCAUUCUCUCGAGCGGAAGCAGGAGGGUGAGAACAUAGGAAUUGACAACUGGAUUUGGACCUUGAUACUGGCCGUUGGAUUGAUCUUGUCAUGUUGGACAGGUACCUGGAUGCGCUGGGUUGGCGACUCUCAACUUGCUCUGCGCAUUGAAGCCCAGCUUUGUGCAGCAGUAUUUGCGAAAGCAAUGCUCAAAAAGGAUACCAGAGGCGCGGAAAGCUCAACGGCAGAUGAAGACGAGGAUGAAGAGGAAGUUGACAAAGAAGACUCAGAGCAAAAGGGUACUCAACAGUGGAUCAUCAACCUCAUGGGCAUCGACGCUGAGGAGGUCGGUCUGUCAGCUGCUUUUAUGAGCACGAUUAUACUCUCUACGUGCACAUUCAUCCUCUCUCUGGUAGUUCUUUUCAAGCUUAUCAAAUGGAAGAGUUUACUGGCCGCAUUGCUCAUCUUUACGAUCCUGGCUCCAUUAAAUGCCUGGCUAUCGAAGGCUUAUUCUAGAACACAGGACCGGCUCAUGUCAGCGCGUGAUAUCAAAACAGGGGUGAUUUCAGAGGCUCUCCAUGGCCUUCGUCAAAUAAAAUUUGUAGCCUUAGAAAAAGAAUGGCAAAGCAGAAUUAUGAGCGUGCGAUUGAAUGAAAUGAAUGAAGUAUGGAGAUCGUGCUUGUACGAUGUGGGCAUGAUUUUCUGCUGGGGUACUGUUCCAACGAUGAUGACUACAGUCGCUUUGGCCGUGUAUGCUAUCUUUGAAGGAAAACUUACCGCCUCCGUUGCAUUUGCCUCUCUGGAAGUCUUCUUUGAGCUUGAGGACUCGCUAUCGAUGAUACCCAUAGUUAUUACUGGGGUAAUCGAAGGCAUGGUGAGUUUGAGCCGUCUUGAAAGCUACCUUAGUUCUCCAAACAAGGAGGAAUACCGCAAAGAUUCGUCCUCAAUCACCUACCAAAAUGCAUCCAUCGCCUGGCCUUCAGACACCUGUAACCUGGAAGACCGAUUCGUCCUUGAAAAUAUCAACUUAACAUUCCCUAAUAAGGAACUCAGCUUAGUUUGCGGUCCUACCGGAUCAGGCAAAAGCUUGCUUUUGGGUUCUAUAUUUGGAGAGGCUGAUCUGGUGUGUGGCGCUAUCAGCGUUCCCAUGCCCCCUUUUACGGUCUACCAUACACCGGAUAACGACAUAACGCCGGACAAUUGGAUUAUUCCAUCCUCGGUAGCCUUUGUCGCGCAGUCACCGUGGAUUGAGAACGGAACAUUGAGAGACAAUAUCAUAUUUGGAUGCCCCUUCAGUGCUGAGAGGUACAAAAAGAUCCUUGACGUGUGCGCUUUGACUGAUGACCUCCAUAUUCUGAUUGAUGGUGACAUGACUGAAAUUGGGCCCCGUGGUAUCAACUUGAGUGGUGGUCAGCGGUGGCGCGUGUCUCUUGCCAGAGCAUUAUACUCAAGGGCCGGAAUACUCGUUCUUGAUGAUAUCUUCAGUGCAGUCGACGUCCACGUCGGCCGGCACAUCUUUGAGAAAGCACUUACCGGAGAGCUCGGUCAAGGCAGGACACGGAUCCUAGCGACACAUCAUGUUGCCCUAUGCAUGCCUAAGACAAGUUAUAUGGUUGUGCUUGAAGACGGUGCUAUGAUAAAAGCUGGCCACCCUGACGAGACAGACGACGCAAACACGCUUACAAAAGUUCGGAGCACUGCAUCAGCUGUCACCAAAUCAGAAGCUCCUGCGCCACUUAGCUUCCGCAGGAGAAGCAGCUCCUUCCGAGAUAACAUGGGCAGCCAUUCAACCAUGGCCUGGGCAUCAAGAAAAGAUUCCAAUCGGGAGAAACCAACAACCACCUUUGUACAGGCGGAAGAACGUGAAAUAGGUCAAGUCAAAUGGGGAGUUUACAAGGAAUAUCUAAAGAGCAGCGGAGGCGCAGUCUUUUGGGUAGCUGUUGCCAUAUGCUUAUGCAGUGCUCAAGCACUGGGCCUAGGCAGGUCCUGGUGGUUGAAAAUCUGGACGGGGUCCUCAAAACCGAAAGAAAAAGCCCAAAUCCUCCUAAACCAAACGGUGAUGUCAAUGAACAAGCCAGCAGAUGAUGCGCUUUGGUUCUACCUGGGGAUCUAUUUUGCGUUGGCCAUGAGCCGGACGUUAAUCAAGUCAUUCAGUCAUCUUUUCAUAUGGACAGGGACCAUCCGAGCAUCAAAAGACCUCUUUGAAAAGAUGACUUCGCGAGUUCUCCGAGCACCGUUGAGAUGGGUCGAUACUGUGCCUGUCGGCAGAGUUAUCAAUAGGUUCACCCUUGACUUCGCGACGUUUGACUCAAAGCUCGGAGACGACCUUGCCUACCUAUUUCUCGAUAUCUUGGAUCUGUGCUCCAUUCUUGUUGCUGCCAUUCUCGUCUCCUCAUACAUCUUAAUGCUUACAAUUGUCCUGUCUGGAGUAUGCGCACACUUUGCAAUUCGAUACAUGAUAACGGCACGAGAGCUUCGACGCAUCAAAUCCCAGGCUAGGUCACCUAUUAUUGAGCAAUUUGGUACGUCAUUACAAGGCAUUGGCACGAUUAGGGCGUUUGACAAAGCAGAGACCUACAUGGAUAAGAUGUAUCGAAAUAUCGAUGACCAUACAUCUGCUCAUUACUAUAUCAUUCUCUUCAAUGAGUGGAUGGCGUUCAGGACCGGGAUGGCCGAUGCACUAUUCGGUGCAUGUCUAACAUUCAUUCUCAUGUCGACGAAGGGUAUUGAACCUUCGCUUGUUGGAUUUGCUCUCAACUUCAUGCUUGACGGAGCCCAACUAAUUGGAUCGGCAAUUGACAAGUAUACCGAGACACAGCUGGACAUGAACUCGACUGAACGUAUAAUUGAAUAUUCACAGGUUGUUACUGAAGACCAUACUGGAGAAGAAGUGCCAGCAGGAUGGCCAAGCAAAGGCCGAAUAGAGGUUGAUAAUAUCACAGCAUCCUACUCGCCAGAGCUGCCACCGGUUCUCAACGGACUUACGUUCAGUGUCGAGCCAAACCAUCGUGUCGGAAUUGUUGGGCGCACGGUUCUGGAUCCGGUCUUGUUCUCGGGCACGAUACGCUCAAAUCUGGACCCUUUCAACGAGUAUACCGAUGAGCAGCUGCAGACAGCCCUAAAGCGGGUGCAUUUCCAGAUAUUCAGCGGAGAGACAGAUGAGGAGAGCGGUGACGAAGAAGGUGAAGAAGACCGAAGCAGGACGCCGAGUCUCGACUAUGCCAUUAGCGAGGGUGGGCUGAGUCUUUCACAGGGACAGCGACAGCUGCUCUGCCUGGCUAGGGCAAUUGUCGCGCGCCCAAAGGUCAUGGUUCUCGACGAAGCGACGUCUGCCGUCGACAUGAAGACGGACGCCCUGAUCCAGCGUAGCAUACGCGAGGAGUUCCAAGACUCGACGCUGCUGGUUGUCGCCCAUCGUCUGACCACGGUGGCCGACUUUGACCGUAUCCUGGUCAUGAAGGAGGGCGAAGCCGUGGAAUACGACUCGCCAGGGGCUUUGAUGAAGGCUCAUGGGGUGUUUUGGCGUAUGGUCCAGGGGAGUGGAGAACGAAAAGAGCUGGAAUCGCUUCUCGAGGACAAGUAA